AUGGCCAUUAAGAAGCUGCGGCGCACGGACAACCAGGUCGCCUGGAUCUGCCCCGUGUCGGACCUCGAACUGCUGCCGUCGCCCCUGAUGCUGGACGAGGAGCACGACGCGUCCGACUACGACACCGCCUAUGACGACAAUGUCUACACCUGUUGCGCCAUGGCCGGCCACAACGUCCCUGACGACCCGACGGAAAAUGUGCGCCUCGGCGACGUUAUAGUCGGGUCGCCUGAGGAUGGCGGCCCGGCCUGUAUCUACUACGACCUGGGCUGA
Messenger RNA from Truncatella angustata, 273 nucleotides. RefSeq lists its product as uncharacterized. The transcript is spliced from 2 exons. The record is from RefSeq and is a predicted model, not a curated record. NCBI's taxonomy places the organism in Eukaryota, Fungi, Ascomycota, Sordariomycetes, Amphisphaeriales, Sporocadaceae. The coding region runs from base 1 to 273 and encodes 90 amino acids.